AGCGUUAUUCUGAACUCUGAGAUAAUUAACAGAGAGCCGAGGUGUCUGUGUUCCUGACAAACAUGUCUGUGAUUAGUCUGCUCCUAGCUCACACCUCCACUGUGUCUCUGGCUUUAGUUUUAACUGGUUUUAUAUUUUUAUACUUUUACUGGAAAUCCUCCAAGUCGUCUAAUUACAGCUUCCCCCCCGGCCCGCCGGCUCUACCUGUUAUUGGGAACCUGAACAUUCUGGACCUGCACCGGCCGUACAAAACGUUGAGUAAGCUCUCAGAGACGUACGGCAAUGUGUUCACCUUCCACAUGGGUCCCAAGAAGUACGUGGUUUUGACAGGCUAUGAGGCGGUCAAGGAGGCUCUAGUAACCCAAGCAGACGACUUCUCAGAGAGAGGCCAGACGCACACCACAAACACUAGCUCUAGAGGCGGGAAUG
Molecule: messenger RNA, 429 nt
Organism: Polyodon spathula (Mississippi paddlefish)
Lineage: Eukaryota; Metazoa; Chordata; Actinopteri; Acipenseriformes; Polyodontidae
Product: cytochrome P450 2K3-like
Exons: 2
Cellular component (GO): intracellular membrane-bounded organelle
Molecular function (GO): heme binding; oxidoreductase activity, acting on paired donors, with incorporation or reduction of molecular oxygen; iron ion binding
Source: RefSeq, a predicted model, not a curated record